Messenger RNA from Austrofundulus limnaeus, 1651 nucleotides. It is a transcript of the gene sparc, whose product is annotated as secreted protein, acidic, cysteine-rich (osteonectin). Gene Ontology annotation, molecular function: protein binding; extracellular matrix binding; calcium ion binding. Gene Ontology annotation, biological process: anatomical structure development. NCBI's taxonomy places the organism in Eukaryota, Metazoa, Chordata, Actinopteri, Cyprinodontiformes, Rivulidae. The record is from RefSeq and is a predicted model, not a curated record.
ACUGUGUUGGGCGUGAGGCGGUGAGUGCGUCAGAUCGUUGGGGCCCCGCGCACGGCUGACUUCUCUCCUGCUCUGCAAGGCUGACGACUUUGAAGAUGAGGGUGUGGAUAGUCUUCGUCCUGUGCCUGGCCGGCCACGCCUUGGCUGCUCCUGAGACUGAGGUGGGCACCAACCCAGUGCAGGUGGAGGUUGGAGAGUUCGACGAGGCCAUCGACGUGGUUGAAGAUGUUGCUGCUGAGAAUCCCUGCCUGAACUAUCACUGCAAGAAGGGCAAAGUGUGUGAGGUGGAUGAGGGAAACACCCCCAUGUGUGUGUGCCAGGACCCCUCCACCUGCCCCGCGGCCGAGGGGGAGUUUGAGCACAUCUGCGGCACCGACAACAAGACCUACGACACCUCCUGCCACUUCUUUGCCACCAAAUGCACCCUGGAAGGGACCAAGAAGGGCCACAAGCUGCACCUGGACUACAUCGGACCCUGCAAAUCCAUCGAGCCCUGCAUGGACAACGAGCUGAACGAGUUCCCUCUGAGGAUGAGGGACUGGCUGAAGAACGUCCUGGUGACUCUGUACGAGCGCGACGAGGACAACAACCUGCUGACAGAGAAGCAGAAGCUCAGGGUGAAGAAGAUCUACGAGAACGAGAAGAGACUGGAAGCCGGCGAGCACUCUCUGGACCUGCUGGCCCGCGACUUCGAGAAGAACUACAACAUGUACAUCUUCCCCGUCCACUGGCAGUUCGGACAGCUGGACCAGCACCCCAUCGACGGGUACCUGACCCACUCGGAGCUCGCCCCCCUGCGCGCUCCUCUCAUUCCCAUGGAGCACUGCACCACCCGCUUCUUUGAAGCCUGCGACUUGGACGGCGACAAAUACAUCGCCCUGGAGGAGUGGGCUUCCUGCUUCGGCGUCAAAGAGCAGGACGUGGACAAAGACCUCGUCAUCUAAAGUUCCUCUAACGAGCUGCAGCCCAACGGCAGAAAAACCGUAGUUCUACUAACCAGACCAGGUGCUGACCCUCCACAAGUUUAAAAAAAAAAGAUAGCUAAGGUGCUAACUGCUAACUCUUUUUUCAUUUUGUUUUUAAAUAUUGAUCCUUCCUACCUAUACCACUAAAAAAAAUUUCCAAAAGAGAAACGUGCACAGUCUGUACUAACCUGUUGAGAAAACAUUUGAGUUUUUUUUUUUUAAUGAAACACCUUGUAAACAAAAACUAAAGAACCUCUGAUGUAAAUUUACAUGUUUGACAUUAUGUCUAUGUUUUGAUGUGUUCAGGGCUUUUUUUUAUUUUAAAUUCGAGUUCAGUUUGAAGCUUUUUUUUCUUCCAGAGAAUCAAACUGUAAAGUGGAAAAUAAAGUUUCUGAAUAAACGCUCCCUCUGCUUGCUUUCUACAAAACAAAACUGCUCCGUUUUUCCUCUCUUUGGGUUUUGUUCUCAUUUUUUUACUGUUUUCUAUUGUUUUUUUCCCCAUCUGUGUUUCUUCUGUGACAAAGACACGUAUGUUUGCGCUGAUUUUAGAAAAUAUUAGAGAAGAUAUCUGCUGGAAUGAGGAGGAAACCUCGCAGGCUGAGAGUUUUUCCCCUCCAUAAUAAAAUGUUUCUGCUGACUCUGAGAGCUAAAACCAUUUUUCUCCUGAAUAAAACUGUGAAAAAGUU